AUGCGUAAUAUUGGAAAGAUUAGAAAGUACUUAGAUCAACCCACUUUUAACAAGUAAAAUUGACUUUUGCAACAGUCUCCUAUUUGGGUUCUCGAAAAAGCAGCUUGAUAAAUUGCAACGCAUUGUAUUAAAUGCCCCUGCGAGAAUUACUACAAAGACAAACAUUUCAGCCCAUUUCUCCGGUAUAACCUGCGUUUAAUCCAGAAGGAUUAAGUUGAUUCUAAUCAUAACCUACAAAGCACUGAAUGGAAUGGCCCCGUCCUACAUUUGUGAUCUACUGCAAAUUCAUCACCCCACCAGAAGUCUUCGUUCUGCAUCCAGGGGUCUGUCAUUGGUAGUACCUAA
Messenger RNA from Porites evermanni, 345 nucleotides. The record is from the annotation of a GenBank genome assembly. NCBI's taxonomy places the organism in Eukaryota, Metazoa, Cnidaria, Anthozoa, Scleractinia, Poritidae.